GAUAUUUUUGGACAACAUUUUGCUUCUUGCAAAGAUUGUGGUGUUGUGUGGUCGUGAAGAACGCCAAAAAAUUUUAAGCGCUCAUAUCGCACCCUCGGAGUGUUUUGUUUUUGUUGUUUCCGGAUUGUAGGAUCGCCAGCCAGCAAAUAACCACAGCCAACCCGGGAUCACGUCUCUCCAUCAGCAAGCGUGUGGCAUCGGCUAUAGUUUCCCCCCCAAAGAAAGAAACGGUCUGCCACCAGUUGUGGAACCCUCAAAAAUUCAGCGGAAAAUUGAUAAAUAAUCUUUCCCCGGACGCCCGCCUCGGAGAUAAGCGUACGGGAACGGGUCGGCUGCUGGUGGUCGUUCGACCGGUACAGGGUUGUUUGCGACGAACGUACGCGCGUUGUUUACGCACCACCGUCUGCCGCAGGAUGCCUUCUAAGAAGAAAAAAUAUAAUGCACGCUUUCCGGCGGGUCGCAUCAAAAAGAUCAUGCAAACGGACGAGGAGGUUGGCAAGGUGGCCCAGGCCGUUCCUGUGAUAAUCUCUAGAACAUUGGAAUUGUUUGUGGAAUCGCUGUUGACCAAAACGCUCAAAAUCACCAACGCCCGAAACGCGAAAACGCUCUCCCCGUCUCACAUGAAGCAGUGCAUCAUAUCGGAGAGUCGGUUCGAUUUUUUGCGCGAUCUGGUGAAAAACAUCCCCGAUAUGGGGAUUAACGAGGAGCUUUCCGGGUCGGAGGCGGGCUACGGUAAUGAAGGCACCUCACCGGCAUCUACCUCGACCUCAUCGUCCUCCGUAUCGUACUCGAACGGGGCAGCGGCAGCCGCCGCAGCUGCUGCCUCCCUCGGCAGUCACCAUCCGUACGAGACAUCCGCGCAUCCCGCAUCGUACCAGCGUUCCGAAUCGUACUCGCCGGCGACGGCGACCAUCUCGCUGCUAUCACACCACAGUCAGCCACACAGUCACAAACGUGGCCUCAGUCAGGGUGGCAGCUUAAACUUCUACAAGGAAAUACAGCUCGAAGGGACGGAGAGUCCGCCGCCGCCGCCACCGAAGCUGAACCGCCUUAACUCGGCCCCGGCCGGUGGUGCGCCGACCGCUGCUUUGCCAUUUAAGAUCGACAUACUACCAAACCUCCCGACAGCCGCCGGUAUCACCUCACCACCUACCAGUAGUAGUAGUAGUAGUAGUAGUAGUAGCAGCUCGCUAGCCAAAGGUACUACCGCCCAAACGCCCGUUGCCAUAACGCCACAGAUAACGUACAACUUUGACCGACUCGCCGCCACAUCACCAUCUUCGGCGACGCCGAAGACGAUGGUAAUGCCCGCAUCGGCGGUAUCCCUCGAACCAGUCAUCAAGCUGGACUAUUCGAACCUAAGAUUACCGGCCACGUCCGCCUCACCGCACGGCAGCUCGGCACGCUCGACGGCAGCGCAGCAGCCCACGAUCAAAAUUGAUCUCAGCAGCAUAGCAACCCGGGGCAGUCCCGCCGCCACACCGGACAGUGGAACACCGAAAAAGCAGCCGACCACCAGUACCACCGUAUCGUCGUUGAAUCCCGCGACGGUGCAAAGCCCGGUCGCCGCAGCCGCCGCACCACCGCUCUUCGCAACCCUAUCCUCCACCAUCCCGGGCAUGGACGAGGAUUACGACGAUAUUUAAAAACUGACCGUGUGCGGAUGUUGCGUUGUAGUUGCAUUUAACCGAAAAUUGUCUUUUUCUUUUCCCCUCGUUUUUUCCUCCGCUAUACCCGUGACCGCGGGCGGGCUUUUGCACGCAAACGUGCGCCCACCUUACAACGAGAUCACAAGUAAAACAAACAAUCACAGCCGUUGCUAUGAUGUGAUUGGGUGGUGUGUGUGUGUGUGUUCAACAGCUGAGCAGAUGGUGUUCCAUUGUGACUCAUCCCGGUGUCACAGCCUACUAACAUAUAGGCAUAUGUUUUUACCAAACAUCUUCAUAGGUUUCAGUGCAAAAAAACAUAAUCGACGGGCCUAAACGCUGGCAAAGGCGCGUUUGACACGUGGACGGAAUUGACCAGGCGCUGGUUCUGGUUGUAAUGGCUUUUUUUUUGCGUUGCCACUAGCUAAAGCUAAACACAGCUGUGUAACUGUGAGAAGAAAAUGAUUGUAUUAAAGCGUAAAUUAAAGAAAAGAAAAACGAAAUUAA
This is a messenger RNA of Anopheles stephensi (Asian malaria mosquito), 2153 nucleotides long. RefSeq lists its product as uncharacterized. The transcript has 3 exons. Gene Ontology annotation, biological process: transcription by RNA polymerase II; negative regulation of transcription by RNA polymerase II; positive regulation of transcription by RNA polymerase II. Lineage: Eukaryota; Metazoa; Arthropoda; Insecta; Diptera; Culicidae. Bases 414 to 1646 code for a protein of 410 amino acids. The record is from RefSeq and is a predicted model, not a curated record. Gene Ontology annotation, molecular function: protein heterodimerization activity; RNA polymerase II general transcription initiation factor activity; transcription corepressor activity. Gene Ontology annotation, cellular component: negative cofactor 2 complex; nucleus.